UUCUCCACAGCCCAACGCCCAAAUUAAAAAACCCUACAAACGUUAGUUCAUCACUCGACAGUUGUCAGGUCAGCUCCCUCCAUUCUUCAAUCAAACCCUAGUAAGAUAAUAGUAAGAGAAAAUAGAAAUCUGAAAAAUGGGUAGAGGAGUAGUGAAAGGUGGAAACAAUAAGAAGAAAUUGGCAACAUUCGUUAUAGAUUGUGGGAAGCCAGUUGAAGAUAAAAUCAUGGAAAUUGCUUCUCUCGAGAAGUUUCUUCAAGAACGUAUUAAAGUCGGUGGCAAAGCCGGUAAUCUCGGUGAUUCUGUUUCUAUUUCUCGUGAGAAAAACAAAAUCUCCGUUACUGCCGACAGUAGUUUUUCGAAAAGGUAUCUUAAAUACCUUACAAAGAAGUACUUGAAGAAGCACAACGUCAGGGACUGGCUUCGUGUGAUCGCUUCCAACAAAGACCACAAUGUUUAUGAGCUACGCUACUUCAACAUUGCUGAAAACGAAGGUGAAGAGGAAGAUUGAACGGAAAUCUCAUUUAACGUACCUUUUUAUCAGCUUUUCCUUUAUCAAACCAAUUGAGAUUGUUUUGGGGUAGAGUUCUGAGUUUUACUACCAUUUUAAUUUUGUUUAUUUACUAGAGUUACCUGAAUCGAUCCUCAGAAUGUGAAAGCUUUCUUAGAUUUUGUUUUUAAGUAAUACUCGUACAUGAGUUGUUCGGCUGGAUCCAUAUCUUGUUUCAAGCUUUUUGGUAUCAUACUUCGUUAGGGGUUUUAUA
This is a messenger RNA of Erigeron canadensis, 764 nucleotides long. RefSeq names its product 60S ribosomal protein L22-3-like. NCBI's taxonomy places the organism in Eukaryota, Viridiplantae, Streptophyta, Magnoliopsida, Asterales, Asteraceae. Gene Ontology annotation, biological process: cytoplasmic translation. The transcript has 3 exons. Bases 137 to 511 code for a protein of 124 amino acids. Gene Ontology annotation, molecular function: RNA binding; structural constituent of ribosome. Gene Ontology annotation, cellular component: ribosome. The record is from RefSeq and is a predicted model, not a curated record.